GACAAGCUGCUGCCUCUCGACUCUGAGGUAUAUUCUGUCUUGGGUGAGCAGCAUCUCCAUUACUCUCCUCUACCCGGUCCUCAUGCUGCUGAGGCUCCUGCUGCUGCUCUGUGCUCCACUCUGUGAACCCACUGUCUCUCUAGAGCUAUUUUUGACAGCCAGCCCUUCCCACCCAGUAGAGGGGAACCCAGUGACCCUGACCUGUAAGAUCCAGCCACCUCCACAGAAGUCAGAUGUCCAGCUCCAGUUCCUCUUCUUCCGAAAUGGCCAGACCCUGGGAUCAGGCUGGAGCACUUCCCCAGAACUCCAGAUCGCCACCGUGCGGAGAGAAGAUUCAGGGUACUACUGGUGUGAGACACAGACAUUGAAACCCAUUGCCUCAUGGAGAACCCAGAUAAACGUGCAGAGAGUCCCCGUCUCUGAUGUGAAUUUGAAGACCAAGCCCCCAGAGGGACAGGUGAUGGAGGGAGAUAAGUUGGUCCUCAUCUGCUCGGUUGCUAAUGGAACAGGAAGCAUCACCUUCUUCUGGUACAAAGGGACCCUGGGCUUAAACCUGGCAACAAAGAACCAGCGUUCACUGACAGCAGAGUUUGAGAUCCCUGCGGUGCAGGAGAAUGAUACAGAGAGCUAUUACUGUGCAGCUGACAAUGGCUAUGGCCCCAGUCCCAGUGGGCUGGUGAGUGUCACAGUCAGAGUUCCAGUGUCUCAGCCCAUCCUCACUCUCACUGCUCCCAGGGUCCAAGCUAUGGUGGGGGACGUAGUGGAACUUCAUUGUGAAGCCUUCAGAGGCUCUCCUCCGAUCCUGUACCAGUUUUAUCAUGAAGAUGUCACCCUGGGGCAUAGGUUAGCCCCUUCUGGAGGCAGAGCAUCUUUCAACCUCUCCCUGACUGCGGAACAUUCUGGAAGCUAUUCCUGUGAGGCCAACAAUGGAGUGGGGGACCAGCACAGUGAGGUGGUGACACUCAACAUCACAGUGCCUAUCCAGGACAGAGGGAAUCUCCAGGACAGAAGGGAUCGGCUUACUUCAGGAGUCAUUGAGGGGAUGCUCUGCGCCCUUGGUGCUGCCAUGAUGACCCUCAUAUUGUGCUACUGGCUCAAGAGGAAAAUAGGAAGACGUCCACCUAGAAACCCACCCAGGAGCCCUCCAAGAUCUGUACCCCAAGAACCCAAGUAUCUCAACUCACCUUCCCCAGUGCAGCCAAAGCCUGUGUAUGAAAAUGUGAACGUUGUACAUGGGGAUGACAUUUAUUCAUUGGUGUACCACAUCCAACAGGAGCAGGAAUCAGCAGCAGUGGGACCCCCGAGAACACAUGUAGAGAAUAAGGUCCCCUCAGACAUCUAUUCUAGACUGAAGAAGGCAAAUGACACCGAUGUGGACUAUGAAGACGCUAUGUAAAGUUAAGGAAGCUUCUGCUCUCUGACAAUCACCCAUGACCCUAAGCCCAGACCCAACCUGUUCUUCAAAGACCCGAGGGAGUCAAUGCUAUAGUGUACCUCGCCCAGGGGCUUCCUCCAUGGGACCAUUUCUUUAUCUACUGUGAAGUGAAGUUGGCACAAGCCCUGAAGAAACCACCCAGAACCAGCAAAGACACAAGAAUGCAACAAAUUUUGUCACCACAACCCAAUUCCAGCUAGUCCUUUUGGGACUAGGUCACAUUGUGCUUUUACUUUUUUUUUUUCUCUAUAAGAGGAUAUAGAAUGGAAUAAUAAAAUAUUGGGUUUAUGGGAUGGAAAGCUUAGAGUGCAUGAACCCCAGGUUAGUGAUUUGCUAAGACUGCUCUGUAAAGAGAGCUGUGUCCAUCCAUUUGUCCACGCACUUUCUCUCUCAGACAAUACAGAGCCCCAGGCCUACAGCUUACAUAAGUUAUCCUGCUUCUACUGAAAGUACUGAUACAGCAUGUUUUGAGUCACAUUUACCAAAUUAGAAUGAAAACAAAGCUACAUAAAAGUCGUCAUGAUUACAUUCAACUUUAGUGACAUAUUUAUAUACACAGGCCAAUCUAAACACUCCAUAUCCCCAAAUUUCUUAUUGGUUGCAGCCUCUGGAAGCUUUAUAAAUGCAGAGUUGCUUCUUCCAUCCACAAAUGUUUUGAAAACAUAGUAAUAUGGUUUGAGGUUCAUAUUAUGAUUUUAAAACAAUAGUAUGCUCACUCCUAGAAGUUAAUAUAGAGGUAAUUAAGUAUAUAAUUUAGAGGUAUAUAAAGAAAAGUUAAAGUCUGUCCUAUAAGCUUACAGGACAAUGGUAAAAACUCAACAUGUAGCACUCCAGACAUUUUUUCUAUUUUUGCAUAAACACAUAAAUAUAUGUAAAUAUAUAGAUAUUGAUAUUCAGAAGUGUCUCUAUUUAACAAUCAUGAAAUAUUUUCAAAUCUUCAUAAAGAUAUACUAUUUUAAAGGGCUGUGUUGUAUUCUGUUGUGUAGAUAAAUAAAAGUAUAUUUUUCUUACUAUUGUGGUAAAUACAUAUAAAAUUGAUAAUUAUAACCAUAUUUAAAUGUACAAUUCAAAUAACAUUAAGUACUAUCAUAUUUUAAUCCUUUCCUCCACUAAUUGACAUUAAAGUGGUCUCCAAAAUUUUUAUAUUAUAAGAAAAUACUCAAAUGUUCUUGUACAAGCAUAUUUAGGCACUUCCGUUAAAUUAUUUGAAAGAUAAACUUGCAAAUCUGGGAUUACUGUUUUUUUAGGUUAUGCACAUUAUAUACUUUU
Molecule: messenger RNA, 2704 nt
Organism: Tupaia belangeri chinensis (Chinese tree shrew)
Lineage: Eukaryota; Metazoa; Chordata; Mammalia; Scandentia; Tupaiidae
Gene: FCRL1
Product: Fc receptor like 1
Exons: 11
Coding region: 83-1396 (437 amino acids)
Biological process (GO): immune response; cell surface receptor signaling pathway
Cellular component (GO): external side of plasma membrane
Molecular function (GO): transmembrane signaling receptor activity
Source: RefSeq, a predicted model, not a curated record